AUGCAAGAACAAUUCGUGGAGCUUCGCCAAAUGCUUGGUGGGCGAUCAGUGGCCCAAUUUGGGCGCCUCCCGCAAGCAGAGCGCAACGCACUAUUCCGGCAUCAUCUAGUACAUAAUCACAUCAUUGUCAGUGAGGCAGAAGACGAUGAUGGCUGUGACCCACGAAUCGCUUCUGGAUUUCUUCUGCGGCAACAUCGCUUUAUGGGCAACGACGAGACGGGGAAGCAGCUUGUGAAGGACGCCAAUGGGAUAUACUACGGCGAGAACCGUUUCCUUGUCCGCCUGCACUGGCUUUGCGAGUUUAUGUCUGAACGCCUAGAGGGUGAAGAAACUGACGCCCCCAUCGCUCCACUAGUUGGCAACAUUAUUGUUGAAGUUGACCUACACGACAAUAAACACGAACGCCUCAAGUACGACUCCGACGGUGAAAGUGAUUGCGACGGCAUUGCGAAUGGAGGUGAAAGUAGCCGGUUAGCAGCAUGGACAGUUAAUCGACUACGUGAUCUUUUUCUCUUCACCAAAGCAACUUCCAUCACACUCAGGUUGCAGGGAGGUGGUAUGCCAGACGGGAGCGACUUAGCGACGCAUCAAACAAUCAAAGACAUCGCAGAAGUUGUUAAGGAACUUAUUGGCAGCUUUGGAAAUCGUUUUGAGAUUGGAAAGAUGCUUGACAGCGGUGACAGGCCUUACCAAAGCCUGCGGGAUUACUGGAUGCGACCAACGGAGCAGGCAAGAAUAAACGUGAGCAUUGGAUGCGCGUCGUUCAAAGAGAUGAUGCAAAUCGAGAUAGAGGAAUGGACACACAACGUGCCUUCUAAUUAA
Pochonia chlamydosporia 170 is the source of this 822-nucleotide messenger RNA. RefSeq lists its product as hypothetical. NCBI's taxonomy places the organism in Eukaryota, Fungi, Ascomycota, Sordariomycetes, Hypocreales, Clavicipitaceae. The transcript has a single exon. Bases 1 to 822 code for a protein of 273 amino acids. The record is from RefSeq and is a predicted model, not a curated record.